AUGGAUAUCGAUGAUGAGACACGCAAACGCGCACUUCUUUCGCAUUAUAUUGGCUCGUCAGCAUUUGGUACAUUCGAAACCUUAACGGAUACCGGUGACGAGAAAGACUACAAGAAAGCAAUGGACCGCCUAACCGAGCAUUUUACGCCGCAACGCAACG
Molecule: messenger RNA, 160 nt
Organism: Paramuricea clavata
Lineage: Eukaryota; Metazoa; Cnidaria; Anthozoa; Malacalcyonacea; Plexauridae
Source: the annotation of a GenBank genome assembly